Lotus japonicus is the source of this 2587-nucleotide messenger RNA. Its product is annotated as H/ACA ribonucleoprotein complex non-core subunit NAF1-like. Gene Ontology annotation, molecular function: RNA binding. The transcript is spliced from 3 exons. NCBI's taxonomy places the organism in Eukaryota, Viridiplantae, Streptophyta, Magnoliopsida, Fabales, Fabaceae. Gene Ontology annotation, biological process: box H/ACA snoRNP assembly; pseudouridine synthesis; ribosome biogenesis. Gene Ontology annotation, cellular component: sno(s)RNA-containing ribonucleoprotein complex. The record is from RefSeq and is a predicted model, not a curated record. Bases 187 to 2295 code for a protein of 702 amino acids.
CUGAAUAAAACGUAAAACCCUCCUCUGCGCGCAGCUAGGGUUUAAGGAUCGAAAACAGUUUCCAAAAAAACCGAAAUCGUGGUUGGUCACUGAUAUGGAAAUCAUGGUCUCCUUCAUACUAUUAAUUUCACCUUUCUUUCUUCUUCUUCUUCUUCCAAACCCUAAUUUCCCACCCACACCCUCGACAUGGGUGACCUCGAAGAAGACCCUCUUCUUCUCAACGACAUUGCCCUCGCCGAUUCCUUCAUCAAUUUCGAUUACGCCCCCGACCCUGUGCCCGAUUCGAAUGGCACCGGGUCCGGGUCGACGGAAAUGGGUUGUGCCGGCGGUGGUGGUGGUUGUGGUGGCAUUGAGGAAGCCAUUGAGAAAAUCAGCUUGGUUGGAAGUACUGAGUGUGAGGGGAAUGGAAGUGGUGAGGUUAGGGUUGAGACUGAGAAUGAGACUGAGGGUGAGGAAGUAGCUGAUGUUGAGAGUAAGAGUUUGGUAUCUGAGAAUGCUGCUACAACGUCGUCUUUAACUUCCUCUGUAACCAGCUCAGGGAGUGAUAGUGAUGAGAAAGGUGAAGUUGAAGAAGGUGAGAUUGUAGAUUCUGAUGCCUAUGAUGAUAAUGAUGAGGAGGAGGAGGAGGAGGAGGAUGAUGAUGAUAGCGAAGAAGGUUCUGAGGAGACGGCUAGUAGGGGCGUCCUCGAUGAUGCUGGAAGACCCGUUAUGUCAAAAAACGACGACGAGCUUGAGGUUUUACCUUGGGUUCCUCCUGUGAAUGUGACCUUAGGACCACACCAUCAAAUGCUGCCAGUGGGAGUUGUCAUGUCGAUUCUUGGUGCUCAAGUCAUUGUGGAAGGGGUGGAGAAGCAUGACCCUCUUAAUGAGGGCUCCAUUCUCUGGAUGACUGAAAGCCGAAGACCACUGGGAUUCAUAGAGGAGAUCUUUGGACCAGUAGAACAUCCUUAUUAUAUUGUGAGAUACAAUUCUGAGAAUGAAGUCCCUGAAGGUAUCCGUGGGGGAACUUUAAUCUCUUUUGUUCCAGAAUUUGCCAAUCAUGUGCUUCGUGAUGAGGAACUUUACAAGAAAGGAUACGAUGAAGAGGCUUCUGAUGACUCAGAAUUUUCAGAUGAUGGGAAAGAGGCCGAGUACAAGAGAAUGCAGACAAUGGCAAAGAGAGGCAUACAAGAUCAAAAUCCUGGGAAGAGGAAAAACAACAGAAAUGAAGUUCCAUCAAGAAAUGCUUUCGUCCCUACAUUACCUGUUGCACCUGCCACAUCAUUACCUGACCAUGGUCAUUAUUCAUCUAUUCCAGGACCCGGAGGGCAAGGCCAUUUUAGCGCAUCUAAUGUAAAUCCUCCUUAUCCUCCAAAUGUAGGUCCUAACUUAACUACAAGUGGAGUGGGGACAAGUGGGACAGCACUUCCACAACAGUUUGCAGUGCCUCCUAAUGGAUUUCCUACAAAUGAUGUAUCAUGGUACCAAGGAAAUACUCAAAAUUUUCAUCAGUUCCCCGCACCAGGAAUUCCAUUUCAACAGCAGCUAAAUUCCGUCCAUGGGUACCCAAAUAAUACUCAGAUUUCUCAUCAGGUUCCAGUACCAGGUAUUCCAUUUCAACAGCAGUUAAAUCCCGUCCAUGGGUACCCAGAUAAUACUCAGAUUUCUCAUCAGGUUCCCGUAGCAGGAGUUCCAUUUCAACAGCAAUUAAAUCCCAUCCAUGGUUACCAAGGUAAUACUCAGAUUUCCCAUCAGGUUCCUGUACAAGGAGUUCCAUUUCAACAGCAGUUAAAUCCUGUCCAAGGGUACCGAGAUAAUUCUCAAAUUUCUCAUCAGUUCCCAGCACCACCAGGAGUUCCAUUUCAACAGCAGUUUAAUCCUGUCCACGGGUACCCAGAUAGUACUCAAAUUUCUCAACAGCUUCCCGUACCAGGUUUUCCAUUUCAGCAGCAGUUAAAUCCAGUUCAUGGGUACCCAAACAAUACUCAAAUUUCUCAUCAAUUUCCCGUACAAGGAACUCUAUUUCAACAGCAGUCAAAUCCCGUCAAUGGGUUUCCUCCAGCAACUACAUUUCCUGGAGCACAGCCCAACAUGUUUGCACAACCCAUGUAUGCUCAGAGGCCUGUGAAUCAAAACCAAAUCACACCUGGGUUGAGCACACCUUUCCCGCAGGAUCAAUCACCUAUUAAUAUGCAUUCUAGUUUUAUUUCAGGCAAUCAGCAUGCUCCCCAUCAAUUUAAUCCUGGUCCAUCUGCUAAUUAUCGGCGAAAAAAAUAUAACCGACCGGGUAAGAGAGGUUGGCGACCAGGUAAGUGAAGGUUAACAUGCACUCUUAGUGCAUAUUGAUAUAAUUUCUUUGGUCGGGAUAUUUUGGAUGAGAAGCACUGUGUGCUUCCCUUUUUUGUAAUUUCUGGGAUUAAGAGGAAUUCUUAAACAUACCGUCGUCUUAGUUAGAACUUGACUUGUAUAGUCUGCUACCAACUUUUUUGCUCCUUUGAGUUGUACAUGAUUGGCACAAACUAUGCCAAGUUUGAUUUAGGCCUACUUCUCCUAAGUGGGUUUCUUGUUAGCUUAAUUAUUGGGGAAACAAACUCAUCAAGUGGUGUUU